AUGGGAGAAGAGAAGCCGAAAUCAACUGGAGCUUGGACAACGGUGAAGCCGUUCGUCAAUGGCGGUGCCUCCGGUAUGCUUGCUACCUGUGUUAUACAGCCCAUUGAUAUGAUUAAGGUGAGAAUACAGCUUGGCCAGGGUUCGGCUGCUGAGGUGACCAAAAACAUGCUAAAAAAUGAAGGUGUAGGUGCUUUUUACAAGGGUUUGUCUGCUGGGCUUCUUAGACAGGCUACAUAUACGACAGCACGUCUUGGAUCAUUCAAAAUUUUGACGGCCAAGGCAGUGGAGGCGAAUGAUGGGAAGCCGUUACCUCUUUAUCAGAAGGCGUUGUGUGGGCUGACGGCAGGUGCGAUUGGGGCAUCCGUUGGCAGCCCUGCUGAUCUAGCACUCAUACGCAUGCAAGCCGAUGCGACUUUACCAGCUGCCCAAAGGCGGAAUUACACGAACGCAUUCCAUGCGCUUUACCGUAUCGUAGCUGAUGAAGGUGUCCUUGCUCUGUGGAAAGGUGCGGGCCCCACAGUUGUGAGGGCAAUGGCGCUUAACAUGGGCAUGCUUGCUUCCUAUGACCAGAGUGUCGAGUUCUUCAAGGACUCUCUUGGUUUUGGUGAGGCUGCCACAGUGCUAGGGGCUAGUUCUGUAUCGGGAUUCUUUGCGUCAGCUUGUAGCUUGCCAUUUGAUUAUGUGAAGACCCAAAUACAGAAAAUGCAGCCAGAUGCCGAAGGGAAAUAUCCAUACACUGGUUCUCUUGAUUGUGCCAUGAAGACACUCAAGUCGGGUGGGCCCUUCAAAUUCUAUACAGGAUUUCCUGUGUAUUGUGUUCGAAUCGCGCCUCAUGUCAUGAUGACAUGGAUAUUCCUGAACCAAAUCCAGAAGUUGGAGAAAUCUGCUGGAUUGUAA
Molecule: messenger RNA, 897 nt
Organism: Striga hermonthica
Lineage: Eukaryota; Viridiplantae; Streptophyta; Magnoliopsida; Lamiales; Orobanchaceae
Source: the annotation of a GenBank genome assembly